Rodentolepis nana is the source of this 1098-nucleotide messenger RNA. NCBI's taxonomy places the organism in Eukaryota, Metazoa, Platyhelminthes, Cestoda, Cyclophyllidea, Hymenolepididae. The record is from the annotation of a GenBank genome assembly.
AUGGGACUAACGUCUAGUUGUCCAUCGAAUACACAAAGGGACGAAAUUGCCUUAGAACCAAAUGAUGACAUCGAGGCGGGACCUGACACCCAAUCGAAAACGGAGUGUUCUCCUCAAUCAAAUGACUUUGGCACAAAUGCUCAAAUGGCCAAUGUAAAGGCGCAUGCAGAGGAGAUCAAUUGCCUAGUGGUGUCUGAAGAUGGGUCUUUAGUGGCCUCUGGUUCAGAGGACUGCUCAAUAAGAGUCUGGUCCAUAGACCGUUGGGAUUGUGUCCGAGAACUACUCGGACACGAUGACUACAUCACUUGUCUUGUUUUUGUUGGAACACGUCUGCUAUCUGGAUCCGGAGAUAUGACUGUUCUAAUGUGGGAUCUUAUCCAAGGCGAUCGUAUUUUCACUAUUACAGGUCAUACGGGCUGCAUCACGUCAAUCUGCGUCACAAAAACGCAGAUCUUCACCUCCGCCAACGACCUCCUAGUGCACUGCUGGAGUUUGGAAGACGGAAGUCCCAUAAGGGAGUACACAGGCCACAAAGGGGCCGUCUAUGGCAUUAGAAUCUCAACUGGGGCCAAUGAGUCAAUUAAUCAGGAAAAGUCGACCGAUGCAUCGGCUGGACGACGUCGAGUUCGUUUUGUGACCUUUUCAGCUGACUGCACAGCGCGUCUGUGGGGAGCAACAAAGUCGACUUGUCUGCAGACUUUCCGCGGCCAUUCUGGACCUGUCACCUGCGUGGCCGUAGAUGAAGAACGCCACUACCUCUACACCGGCUCCUCUGAUGGUCGUGUCGCCAGUUGGUUGUUGGAAACUGGACAGAGAAUCCAUUGGUUUGAGGGCCAUUCUGCCCCAAUCAUUUACCUACUGAUAUCAGAUGACUGUCUCUUCAGCGCCAGCUCGGACGAGACGGUUAGGUCCUGGGUCACCGAUAUCGCUCAGGAGUUGCAGGUCUUCAAAGGUCACGGGCACACUGUUUCCAAGUUGUGCCUUCUCAAGGGAGACACGUGUGACUGGGAGCACACUGAUAGCCGCGUCGCAAGAAGGCAGGAUUUGUGUUUGGGACCUUUCCGCACUGACGACAAGGACAACCGUGAAGGAGAAUGA